This is a messenger RNA of Prorocentrum cordatum, 438 nucleotides long. NCBI's taxonomy places the organism in Eukaryota, Dinophyceae, Prorocentrales, Prorocentraceae. The record is from the annotation of a GenBank genome assembly.
AUGGCGCGCUCGAUUCUCGGCGGUGUGGCUGUGGUGGCGUUGUUGCUGGGCUCUGCCCGCGCCGACGAGCAAUGCGACCAGGACAGCUUGUUGGCCCUCAGCCAUCGCAAGCGGGCUUCGAUCACUGAGAACAAGAGCGGUGCGGCCUGCGGCAACACGGGGCAGACGUGCGCGUCUUGCCAGGUGUGCGUGGGCGGCAUGAAGAGCUACGCCUGCGCGGGCUCUUGUGCAGUCAAUGAUGCGUGCGGGCCUGGGGAUUCCCCGGGUUCUUGCCCAACGUGCGCUGACAGGGUACAGACUCUCGUCAACAACGGCAUGGGAGUGCAGGAUGCCAUGUCGUCGACUCUCGUCAACAACGGCAUGGGAGUGCAGGAUGCCAUGUCGUCGGUGGGGCAGAACUACGGGUGGACCGAGCCAGGAUGCUCGUGCAUGAGGUGA